AUGGGCUCUGUGUCAAACCAGCAGUUCGCAGGUGGCUGCGCUAAGGCGCCGGAGGAGGCGCCGGAGGAGGCGCCGGAGGACGCGGCCCGCGCGGCGGAGGAGCCGCAGCUGCUGCACGGUGCCGGCAUCUGUAAGUGGUUCAACGUGCGCAUGGGGUUCGGCUUCCUGUCCAUGACCGCCCGCGCAGGGGUCGCGCUCGACCCCCCGGUGGAUGUCUUUGUGCACCAGAGUAAGCUGCACAUGGAGGGCUUCCGGAGCCUGAAGGAGGGGGAGGCUGUGGAGUUCACCUUUAAGAAGUCCGCCAAGGGCCUGGAAUCUAUCCGAGUCACCGGCCCUGGUGGGGUGUUCUGUAUUGGGAGUGAAAGGCGGCCCAAAGGGAAGAAUGUGCAGAAACGCAGAUCAAAGGGAGACAGGUGCUACAACUGUGGAGGUCUAGACCAUCAUGCCAAGGAAUGCAAACUGCCACCGCAGCCCAAGAAGUGCCAUUUCUGCCAGAGCAUCAGCCAUAUGGUAGCCUCGUGCCCACUGAAGGCCCAGCAAGCUCCCAGCUCCCAGGGAAAGCCAGCCUACUUUCGGGAGGAGGAAGAAGAGAUCCAUAGCUCUGCCAUGCUCCCAGAGGCCCAGAAUUGA
Messenger RNA from Capra hircus (goat), 630 nucleotides. It is a transcript of the gene LIN28A, whose product is annotated as lin-28 homolog A. NCBI's taxonomy places the organism in Eukaryota, Metazoa, Chordata, Mammalia, Artiodactyla, Bovidae. The record is from RefSeq and is a predicted model, not a curated record. The transcript is spliced from 4 exons. The coding region runs from base 1 to 630 and encodes 209 amino acids. Gene Ontology annotation, molecular function: zinc ion binding; nucleic acid binding.